This is a messenger RNA of Hyposmocoma kahamanoa, 3492 nucleotides long. RefSeq lists its product as uncharacterized. The transcript has 8 exons. Gene Ontology annotation, molecular function: hexosaminidase activity. Bases 316 to 3492 code for a protein of 1058 amino acids. Lineage: Eukaryota; Metazoa; Arthropoda; Insecta; Lepidoptera; Cosmopterigidae. The record is from RefSeq and is a predicted model, not a curated record. Gene Ontology annotation, biological process: carbohydrate metabolic process.
UUGUGGUUAUUCGUUUUUAAACGAGGAAAAAUAUGGUUAUAUGAAAACGAACAAUCGUGAUAUUUAUUAUUUUACACUUCUAUAGCUGUUGAUGUGCAAAAUAGUGUCACAAGUGUCUGUUUGACAAUACCAAUAAAGUGUGUUAAGUGAGUUUUUGCGAUAUAACACUUUAAUAACAUUAAUUUUGACUAGUCAAAAAUCUUCUAAGUAUAUAAUAUCAUGGCCUCUAAUGAUUAUGCAAAUGUAGUGUUAAUUAAAUUCAAUUUUUAAAGACUGUUUCGGCGUUACAAGUAUUUUUCAUUAUAUUAACAAAAUAUGUUAAAAUCAAGGAAGAAAAUGCUGCCACUGCCCAGAUUGAGAAUAUUUAUUCUCUGCGUGUUACUUUUAUCAUCAUUAUCAGUACUCUAUUCACUAUUACUUAUGUUUGUUAAACAUGGUCCAACUGUAGAAGAAGAAAUGGAACAGGAUGAUACGAAAAUGCUACCAGUACCAGUGUUCGUGAAAGAAUCACACAAAAGGGGAUCAAGAACACCGCCAGUACAGUUAGAUUAUGUAGUAGUGCAUUUAGACUUUAAAGGAAUGCCACCGAAGUUGAAAUACUUAGAAUCUCUAUUAGUGACAUUAAAAAGGCACGGCGUCAAUGGUUUACUGAUGGAGUAUGAAGAUAUGUUCCCUUUCGAAGGAAAGCUAGCCAAUUUGAGUAUCGGUUAUCAUUAUGAAAAGAAUGAGCUGAGAAAAUUCCUGCAAACUGCAGUGAGACUAGGAUUUGAGAUCAUACCCCUUAUACAGACUUUUGGUCAUAUGGAGUUUGUAUUGAAGCUGAAUGAAUUCGCACAUCUAAGAGAGAAUCCUAACCGUCGGGAUUCGAUUUGCCCUAGCCAAGGUGAAAGUUUACAGUUGAUCAAGGAAAUGUUAACACAGGUCAUUCAAUUUCACAAAGAAAUUGUUCCUUUGAAACACAUCCAUAUUGGCUGCGACGAAGUAUAUGAGAUGAAUAAAUGCAACUUUUGCAAGAAUAGACAUCUCUCCAAAUUGGAACUCUACCUGAAGCACGUGUUAAAAGUAGCUGACAUUAUAAAACAUCUCUCUCACAAUACAACUGUACUUAUUUGGAACGAUAUACUUCUAGAGACAAACAAAGAGUUCUGGAAUACAACUGAACACAUUAACAAUAUAGAAGUAGUUUACUGGCACUACAAACCAAACAUAUACCUAUCACACUCUGCCUUAUAUAUACAACACAAAGUUUUCCCAAACAUAUGGAUAGCUUCAGCUUUUAAAGGGGCUGAUGGUAUAAAUUCACUCCUUCCAAAUAUAUCUAAUAGAGCGUUAAAUACUAUGAGCUGGAUGACCCAAAUUCUAGAUUAUCGAUUUGGAGGAGAAAGCACAGUAUACAAUUUCAAAGGAAUCUUCCUGACUGGCUGGUCCAGAUAUAAUCAUUUUGCAUCUGUAUGUGAUCUCCUCGUACCCUCAAUACCAAGUUUACUAUUUGAUUUACAAAUUGUCAACCAAUUCAGGCAUGGAGUUGACGUGAAAGACAUGGAUAAAGAUAACAUUCGAUUUAUUAAUGGAAAUAUACAGAAACGAGUAAAACAUGACUUAUCAUGUGAUGUCAAUUCAAAAAGGACAUUUGAUUUUACAUCGUGCAAGUUCGAAGGUUCGGAAUUGUAUAGUGUACUUAGCAAUUUCGCAACAUUAAUGAAUAACAUAACUGUUCACGUCAAUACUAUACUCACACAACGUGAUAGGGGAAAAACAUUUAAGGAUUGGUGUAGCAGAAAUUACGAAGAAAUAAAUAACUUUAGAUCUAUAUUGCCGCCUCUCUUAACUCCUUAUUAUGAACAGAGACUAAUCAAUGAAUAUGUUCAUAUAAAAUGGUUAGAAGCAAAACACAAAAUGUCUAUUUGCUCUCUACCAAAAUUUAGAAAAAAUGUAGCCACUUUAUCAGCCCGUUAUUUCACUUCUAAUGCAAUUACUAAGAGUGACCUGAACAAGUUAAACGUAAUCACAAAAAUGAACCUGAAGAACUCUGCCAUAAAUGAAUCCAACCGUGGGGAAAUGAAAUCAUCACCGAUAAACUUGGAUUAUGUAGUAGUGCAUUUAGAUUUGAAAGGAAUACCUCCAAAGUUGAGCUACUUGAAGUCCCUGCUGGCAACGUUGAAAAGAAACGGCGUCAAUGGCUUGCUGAUGGAAUACGAGGACACGUUUCCUUAUGAAGGAACAUUGGCCAAUUUGAGCGUUGCUCAUCAUUAUACGAAGGAUGAGUUAAAAACAUUUCUGCAAGUAGCUGCAACAUCUGGAUUAGAAAUCAUACCUCUGGUACAGACUUUUGGGCAAAUGCAAUAUGUACUCAAACAUGAGGAGUUUCAGCAUUUGAGGGAAAACCCUGCACGCCCUGACACGAUUUGCCCUAGCCAAAACGGAAGCUUCGAACUGAUUAAAGAAAUAUUGACACAGGUUCUCGGAUUUCACCAGUCAAUCGCUCCAUUGAAACACGUGCAUAUUGGUGGCAAUAAAAUAUCGGUAUUAAACGAGUGCGCAUUCUGUACUAAAAGAAAACUGUCCCAUGCGGAGCUCUUCAUGAACUACGUGGUAAAAGUCGCUGAUAUGGUAAAAAAUAUCGCACCCGAAUCAACCACUCUUGUAUGGUGGGACAUGAUUCAAUCUAUGAGUAAUUCUUUAAAUAACUAUACAGGGCGCUACGACUACAUAGACGUGGUAUACUGGUGUUACACUCCCAAAGUAAAUAUACCACUUGAACUUCUAUAUAACGUACAUAAGAAAUUUGCGAACACAUGGAUAGCUUCGGCAUAUAAAGGCGUCGAUGAACCAAAUUCAAAUUUACCGAACAUCGUUCACAGAGCCUUAAAUACUUUGAGCUGGAUGAAGAAAGUUUUAGAUUAUAAUUCAAAAAAAACAAACACAGGACACCAUUUGAAAGGAAUCUUCUUGACGGGUUGGUCGCACCGUCGUCUUAUCGAACCUAUUUGUAAUUUACUCGUGCCCUCGAUACCGUGCCUACUCAUCGAUUUAACAAUCAUAAACCAAUUCAAGAAUAAAGUUAUUAAUGUAAAUGUUGAUUAUUCUAGAGUAAUGAAUGAUGUAGCAAAUUAUAUAAAAAUUACAUUAAAUUGUGAUCACAAUAUCGACUUUACAAACGAUUUGACAUUCUGCAAAUUUGAAGGAUAUGAAUUGUACACUGUAAUGUACAACUACGACGAAAUUUUGAAAAGAAUAAACCACGAUAUUCAGGAGUUACAUCAUUAUGUAAAUGUAAGACCAAAUGUAAAAAUAGGCAAUAGCGGCACUAUAAAACUACAAGAUCUUCAGGCUUGGUGUAAAGUUAUAGAAGCUGAAAUACAUAAUUUUACAGACGCAUUCAAGUCAUCUAUGGCUCCUUAUUAUGAAAAGACUGUUAUUGAGGAAUACAUCGACGAUAAAUCUAUAGAAGCAAAUAUGAUAAUUUAUUUGUGCGACACUUCAUAUUGGUAA